Messenger RNA from Talaromyces proteolyticus, 916 nucleotides. Its product is annotated as putative transcriptional elongation protein Spt4. Gene Ontology annotation, biological process: positive regulation of DNA-templated transcription, elongation; regulation of transcription elongation by RNA polymerase II; mRNA processing. The coding region runs from base 256 to 621 and encodes 121 amino acids. NCBI's taxonomy places the organism in Eukaryota, Fungi, Ascomycota, Eurotiomycetes, Eurotiales, Trichocomaceae. The record is from RefSeq and is a predicted model, not a curated record. Gene Ontology annotation, molecular function: zinc ion binding; RNA polymerase II complex binding. Gene Ontology annotation, cellular component: nucleus; DSIF complex. The transcript is spliced from 3 exons.
UGGAGAAAGCCGGGGGGUUUUUUGGUUGCAAAAGUCGGCGGCGGAUUGUCAGGGCGCCCGCAUUUUGCCAAUCCGACUUCGCUCACUUUUCUAUCUUUCCAGAACACUCGGCUUCCGUUUCGCUGUCCGCAUUGCUUCUUCUAAGCCAGCCACCUUCCGCAGCUCGAAACGUGACUACUACACCACAUACAAGUAUAUAUCUUCGUCUCCUCGCGACCUGCUUUCUUCGAGUAGCAUAGCUAGCUACCAGAUAACAUGACCUCUUUCAUCGUUCCCCCGGGACAAAUGCGCACGCUUCGCGCGUGCAUGGUGUGCUCCGUGGUCAUGCCGCAGAACAAAUUCAAUCGCGAAGGCUGUCCCAACUGCGACCAUGUCCUGCAACUCCGCGGCAACAACGAUGCGAUCCAGGAGUGCACGUCACAGGUCUUUGAAGGGUUAAUAUCUAUCGUGGACGAGCGGCAGAGCUGGGUCGCGCGCUGGCAGCGUUUAGAGGGGUAUGUGCCUGGCACUUAUGCCAUCAAGGUCACGGGCACGCUGCCCACUGAGACAGUGGCGUCUUUGGAAGAUGCUGGGAUCAAAUAUAUUCCGCGAGAUGGAAGUGCAAACGAAGAAGAAUCGUGAAACAGCUAUGAUGGUCGAGAAAAGUUAUUUGGUAUAUACGCAAUGGUUUUUUAUUAGACAUGGUCCUGUCUCGGUUCGGUGUUCGGGGGUUGUCUGGAAUGGCGUUAAACAGCGUGUGAUAAUUAAGGUCUCAAACAUUUGAAAUUCAGCUCAUAGCCAACAAGAGCCCUCCAGAGAUUAUCCAGGAGAGAGAAGCUUAGCAUUUACACCUGCGGUAAAAUUUGAACUACCAAUUAACUAUAUAGCAUCGAUACCAACGCCACGAGUCAUUGCUCGGUAUUUCCCAAAAUAAUGG